Molecule: messenger RNA, 1711 nt
Organism: Echinops telfairi (small Madagascar hedgehog)
Lineage: Eukaryota; Metazoa; Chordata; Mammalia; Afrosoricida; Tenrecidae
Gene: ADSL
Product: adenylosuccinate lyase
Exons: 13
Coding region: 12-1475 (487 amino acids)
Biological process (GO): 'de novo' AMP biosynthetic process
Cellular component (GO): cytosol
Molecular function (GO): (S)-2-(5-amino-1-(5-phospho-D-ribosyl)imidazole-4-carboxamido) succinate lyase (fumarate-forming) activity; N6-(1,2-dicarboxyethyl)AMP AMP-lyase (fumarate-forming) activity
Source: RefSeq, a predicted model, not a curated record
GCGUGUUCGAAAUGGCGGCUGCCGGCGACCCGCUAGUGGCCGCAGGGCCCGACAGCUACCGCUCGCCGCUGGCCUCCCGCUACGCCAGCCCGGAGAUGUGCUUCGUGUUUAGCGACAGGUACAAGUUCCGGACGUGGCGGCAGCUCUGGCUGUGGCUGGCGGAAGCCGAGCAGACACUGGGUCUGCCCAUCACAGACGAGCAAAUCCAGGAGAUGAAGUCCAACCUGGACAACAUCGACUUCAAGCUGGCCGCUGAGGAGGAGACGCGACUGCGGCAUGACGUGAUGGCUCACGUGCACACCUUUGGCCACUGCUGCCCCAAAGCCGCUGGCAUCAUCCAUCUCGGCGCCACCUCCUGCUACGUUGGGGACAAUACCGACCUGCUCGUCCUUAGAAAUGCGCUUGACCUGCUUUUACCCAAGCUGGCUAGAGUGAUCUCGAGGCUCGCGGACUUCGCUCAGGAACGAGCCGACCUUCCCACCCUCGGUUUCACCCAUUUCCAGCCUGCGCAGCUGACCACAGUUGGAAAGCGGAGCUGUCUGUGGAUUCAGGACCUGUGCAUGGACCUCCAGAGCUUGACGCGGGUCCGAGACGACCUGCGCUUCCGCGGCGUCAAGGGCACCACCGGCACGCAGGCCAGCUUCCUGCAGCUCUUCGAGGGAGACCACCACAAGGUGGAGCAGCUUGACAAGAUGGUGACCGAGAAGGCGGGGUUUAAGAGGGCUUUCAUCAUCACCGGGCAGACGUACACACGGAAAGUGGAUAUUGAGGUGCUGUCUGUGCUGGCUAGCUUGGGGGCAUCUGUGCACAAGAUCUGCACCGACAUACGCCUCCUGGCAAACCUCAAGGAGCUGGAGGAGCCCUUUGAGAAGCAGCAGAUCGGCUCAAGCGCGAUGCCCUACAAGCGGAACCCCAUGCGCUCAGAGCGCUGCUGCAGCCUCGCCCGGCACCUGAUGACCCUGGUCCUGGACCCGCUGCAGACCGCGUCUGUGCAGUGGUUCGAGCGCACACUGGAUGAUAGUGCCAACCGACGGAUCUGCUUGGCCGAAGCCUUUCUUAGCGCAGAUACGAUACUGACGACGCUGCAGAACAUCUCCGAAGGGUUGGUGGUGUACCCCAAAGUAAUUGAGCGGCGCAUCCGCCAAGAGCUGCCUUUCAUGGCCACGGAGAACAUCAUCAUGGCCAUGGUGAAAGCCGGGGGCAGCCGCCAGGACUGCCAUGAGAAAAUCCGGGUGCUUUCCCAGCAGGCCGCUGCUGUGGUCAAGCAGGAAGGGGGUGACAAUGACCUCAUAAAGCGGAUCCAGGCUGACGACUACUUCAGUCCCAUCCACGCCCAGUUGGACCGCUUACUGGAUCCUUCCUCUUUCACUGGCCGUGCCGCCCAGCAGGUGCAGAGGUUCUUGGACGAGGAGGUCUUUCCCCUCCUGGAGCCCUACGGCAGCACGCUGAGUGGGAAAGCCGAGCUGUGUCUCUAGUGUUAAGCGGGAAGUCAUCGUCGUCGGUUUCGUGGGCUCUGGCCGGGCCUGGAAUGCGGGGUUGCUGGCGGGCCUUGUCCGACUUAGGAAGAAGAAUCUUGGCCUUAAUGCCCCUAUCUUUCACUGCUGCUCUCCUCAGCUCCAUUCAGAGCGCAGCUGCAGAAGUGGUAGGUGGGAUGUUUGUCACAGCCCCCCCACCCCCCCAAGACUUGUAUAAUAAAAGGUCACCCAGCGUC